AUGUCAACAGACCAGACCCCCCCCGGCCUCGAUAUCGCCAUUGUGGGCGCAGGUAUAGCUGGCCUGUCCACUGCAAUCGCGCUUCUCCUUCAAGACAACGCAAACCAUCGCGUCACAGUGUUGGAAAAGUAUGCAAAUUGCCAGCCAACGUUUAGUGGCUCUCUUCAAAUUCACACAAACGGUACCCGGGUUUUGAAAGGCUAUGGCGUCUCGGAAGCGAUUGAAGCGUGCUUGCCUGAGCUUCGGUCGGUGCACAAUAUUCACAGAUUGUCUGAUGGCUAUUUGCUAUACAAUUUGCCUGCUGCCGUGUCGCAAAAGAAUUACAAGUUGCCAGUUUGGAAUAUCAACCGCAGCGACUUGCUGGGCAUUCUCUUGGCUCGCGCAAAAGAACUGGGAGCAUUGUGCCAAUUCAGCGCCGGAGUUGCGGACAUUGACGCUGAGGCGGCUCGACCACUUCUUACAAUGGAAGAUGGAAGAACGCUUUCCUUUGAUCUAGUGAUUGCUUGCGAUGGAGUCCGUUCAAAGAUUCGGACCAAGAUUAUGGGCAACGUGGAUGUCGUCCACCCAUUGACCGCAUACAGCAUUAGUGUUGACCGGGAGAAGCUCAAGGAGCACGACGAUCUUCAUUUCUUUUUCAACAGGAGCGGAUUUUGGAUGGGCCCAAAACAGACAGUUGUGGGCAUGGAUCUUCGGUCGACGUGCAAUCUUGUCUUUUGCACUGAAAGGGACGACGGAGAGGAAGGCGUCUGGGACAAGCCACACGAUGUGGAGGACGUCAAGAAGCAAUUUUCCAAUGCUGAGCCACGAUUACACAAGUUGAUGAGCCUGGCCAGUGGCGCAUGCUUCAUAUGGCGAUUUUCGGACCUUCCAGAGCUCGACACAUGGACGAGCCGCAAUGGCAGAGUUGUCCUGCUUGGCGAUGCGGCGCACGCUAUGCUCCCUUUCGCAGCACAGGGAGCUGCUUCUUCCAUCGAGGACAGCGCAUGCUUGGCAGAAUGCAUCACGCGGAUCAGCAGCAUUUCCAAGGCAACCGCAGCAUUUGAAGCGAUUCGCAAGCCACGCACCACGUACAUUUCCAAAGCCGGUCGUCUGAACAUGAAGUUCAGUCAUCUGUCUCAAGGUCCUGAGCAAGAAGCCCGAGACGCUGCUCUGAUUAAGAUGCGCGAAGAAGAAGCGAAGAGGAUAGUGCCUGCGCCCGUGCCCGCCGCGUCCGCGCCAGAGGCAGCGCCCACACCGCAAAUGUUGCAAAGCUUUGAUCCUCCAGAAGUGGUAGCAAACCUGUUUACUCCUAUUGCACGAAGUUAUGUCAGUAGCUAUGACAUUCUUGCUCAUACAAAAGCGUACUUGAAGACCCUCAACACAGACGAUCAUGCCAAGCAUGCAAUGUAA
Molecule: messenger RNA, 1389 nt
Organism: Beauveria bassiana ARSEF 2860
Lineage: Eukaryota; Fungi; Ascomycota; Sordariomycetes; Hypocreales; Cordycipitaceae
Product: FAD dependent oxidoreductase domain containing protein
Exons: 5
Coding region: 1-1389 (462 amino acids)
Biological process (GO): secondary metabolite biosynthetic process
Molecular function (GO): FAD binding; monooxygenase activity
Source: RefSeq, a predicted model, not a curated record